AUGAUGCAGAAACAUAUGUUCGGAUGUGGUGCCUCACUCCUUCCCCUCCCCCCCGCACCGCCCCCCUCCUCAUCUGCUGCUGCCCGUCCGCCCGUGCGGUCGGUUAUCGUGUUCAUCUCGUCGUGCCAGUCCUGCCAGGCAGUGAGCGCACUGCUGGACGAAGUGGGUCUCUCCAACGCGCCUCUCCACGCCCUGCUCCCCCAGUGCAAGCGCUCAGCCGCUCUGCACCGCUUCAAGGCGUCUCAACACUCUGCCUCUCCCUCUUUUCUUCCUGUUCCCCCUCCUCCCUGGUUCAGAUCCUGUCAGGCCGUCAGCGCACUGCUGGACGAAGUGGGUCUCUCCAACGCGCCUCUCCACGCGCUGCUGCCCCAGCGCAAGCGCUCGGCCGCCUUGCACCGCUUCAAGGCGUCCCAAGUGCCCAUCCUGGUGGCCACAGACGUCGCCAGCAGAGGGCUUGACAUUCCGACUGUGGAUUUGGUGAUUAACUACGACAUCCCCAGUCGAGUCGACCUGGUGAAUAACGACACCCCCAGGUUCACACGGGGCUAUGUGCACAAGGUUCACACGGGACUAUGUGCACAGGGUGGGACGAACGGCCAGAGCAGGGAGGGGAUGUUCACACGGGACAAUGUGCACCGGGUGGGGCGAACAGCCAGAGCAGGGAGGGGAUGUGUGAGGCACUUGAAGAAAGACCUUACCCCUCUCACCCCUACCCUGUCCCACCUAUCCCCACACCAACCCAGGUUCACACGGGACUAUGUGCACAGGGUGGGGCGAACGGCCAGAGCAGGGAGGGGAUGUGUGAGAUGCUUGAAGAAACUCCUUACCCCUCUCACCCCUACCCUGUUCACCCGGGACUAUGUGCAUCGGGUGGGGCGAACAGCCCGAGCAGGGAGGGGCGGGCGAGCCAUCAGCCUGGUGACACAGUACGACGUGCAUCUGUAUGACGUGCAUCUGGUGCACAGCAUAGAGAAGCUAAUUGGCCGACAGCUGGCGGAGUGCACUGAUGUGACUGAAGGCGAUGUGCUUAAAUGCAUCAGCAAGGUGUUCAAGGCGAGGAGAGCAGCACUGCUGAAGGUGUCAGAGAGUGGGUUUGAGGAGCGGGCCAAGCAGAGGGCGGAGCAGAAGAGGAAGAUACGGGAGGAGCGGAGGGAGAGAGAGGAGGGUGAGAAAGGGAAGAAAGGCAAGUGA
Molecule: messenger RNA, 1191 nt
Organism: Closterium sp. Naga37s-1
Lineage: Eukaryota; Viridiplantae; Streptophyta; Zygnematophyceae; Desmidiales; Closteriaceae
Source: the annotation of a GenBank genome assembly